AUGAGGCUAUAUAUCCGAACUCGACGGGAAUGCGUAGACCAGUAUUCUUCGGAGACUCCCACUAGUAUGGCCAAGCUCGACAUACCAAACCAGCUCAUUGGGAUUGCUUCUCUUUGGCCAACAACACUCAUCUAUGGAGUGAACAUUGCUAUGUUUGUCAUUUGCUGGGCAAUCCUUGUAAAGAAACAUUCCAGAGGUCAGCAUUCUUGGUUUUUGCUUAGUGCCAUAUCUGUCCAGUUCCUUCUCUCUACUGCACAUAUUAUCUGUGCUCUGGGUGCUGCUGUGAAUGCAUUUACAGUUGUCAGUUCCACAGCACCAACAGCACAGUUAACUCAAGUGUGGAUCUCACCACUUGGACGAUGGACAAAUGCACGACAGCUGAUGCACACACUCAAUAACUUUAUUGGUGAUAUUAUUCUGAUAUGGCGCCUUUAUGUUGUUUAUGGGAACAAUUGGUGGAUAAUCAUUCUUCCUGUUUGUCUUGCAGGUGCCGAGGUUGCUUGCAACCUAUAUUCUAUCAUCACAACAUUUGUCAAUCCAUCAUUGAUCAUCAAAUCCCUGAUGGGUACUCGCAGCAAUAGCUUUGAUCAGGUUGUGAUUGCUGGUUUCUCUCUGAUGGCGGCUACCCAACUUGUUGUUACAACACUGUUGGCUAUCAAAAUUUACUCUGCAUCACAAAGCCUUAGGAAACUGUCCAGAGUAGCAACCACUGGCAGGAAUCUGUCUACUUAUUCAGAUAUUAUCUGGAUGCUGGUAGAAUCUGGUUCUGUCAUGGCAAUAGUUGAUUUGAUUUGGCUGGCUUGCUGGAAACAGGGUCUUGGUGGAAUAUCUGAAUGCAUUCUUGCUAUUCUUGGCCAACUCUCUCCACUGGUUUCAUUUUCAAUUAUUGCACGCAUUGGCUUACAUUUAGCCUUUAAUGGAGAUACUAGUGCCUCUGGAAGUAAAUCCCAGGGUUCCAGUACCUCAGCCACUCUUGAGUUUAGAGCACGGUCUGGGACCACAACCAGAUCGGCUUUGACAGCAAGUGGCAGUGCUACUGAGUUGAAGCCUGUGUGGAAGGAAGAAACACAAGGGGAAAUAGUAUGA
Mycena indigotica is the source of this 1086-nucleotide messenger RNA. RefSeq lists its product as uncharacterized. The record is from RefSeq and is a predicted model, not a curated record. The transcript is spliced from 9 exons. The coding region runs from base 1 to 1086 and encodes 361 amino acids. Lineage: Eukaryota; Fungi; Basidiomycota; Agaricomycetes; Agaricales; Mycenaceae.